AUGGAGAACGGAGUCGGGACCCGUAACCCCAAAGCAUGCUUAACCUGUGCGAAGGCCAAAGUAAGAUGUUUCCCGGAAACCGAUGGUCCUUGUAAACGUUGUCGUCGCUUGGGAAAAGAAUGUGGAAGUCAAGUACCCGGAGCCCAUCGUCGUGAAAGAACAUCAGUCGCAAGUGGCUCAGAUGUUGCUGCACUCGAGGCUAAAUUAGACCGCAUGGUCGCCAUACUGGCCGCCUCGGAACGAAAUCCCAGGGAACAGGCAGAAAGUGGCCCAGCAACGAGAUCAUCAUCUACGUUUGAAGAUAAAACCGCUACUCCCGGUGCAGCCGAAGGCCAGCUGUUGAUGGAAGUGUUCUUCAAGCGAAUGUUCCCUCUCUUUCCCUUCCUCAUGAUUCCCCCGCAUAUCACCGCAGAGGAACUGCGCCGAGAGAAGCCAUUCCUCUAUCUGAAUAUUUCAAUGGUCGCGUGCCAAAACGCUCCACGUCAGCGAGAACUUGUGGAUGCAGUUAAAGAAUAUGUGGCCGAGCACAUCGUCAUAAGAGAAGAACUUAGCCUGGAUCUGCUUCAGGGUCUUCUUGUCAAUGUUGCUUGGUUCAUUUCAGUCAGUCGUUGCCCGCCACCUAGGGAACAACUCCCCGAUGUGCUCAAAGGCGAGGGCGAGGGCGAGCCUCACCAUACUGUUCGAAGCACUGCUCAUCUUGAUACAUUUGUGCACUUACUCGUGGCGCAAUCUUUCAGUUUGGGACUAAACCAAGAGCUGAGUUACCAGAAAAGCUUGAAUAAUACUUUGACUUAUUUGAAGGAAGCUGUGAACGAGGACCAUCAUAAUCCGGUUCGCACACUGGAAGAGCGACGCACUUAUCUUGGAUGUUACUAUCUAACUACGAUGCUCUCGACAUGUGUGAAAGACAUGGGGCCAAUUAUUCGCUUUACAAGAUAUACGGACGAAUGUUGCAAUGUUCUAGACCAGGUCGCAGAAUAUCCCACCGAUGCCACUCUCGUACAGCUAGUCCGAGUGAUGAACCUCGCAGACAGGAUCCAUCACACACUAUACCACACCGACCUCGAUUCUUCAUCAGUCUCAUCAGCGCCUCCGCCUCUUGGACUAAGCAUCAGAUGGCUUGAGGCUGAGCUUAAGCAACUCAAAGAUCGCAUCCCGAGCCAGUUACCACACUCUCCCAUUCUACAGCUUCAUUACAACACACUAGAGAUACAUCUUUAUCGAAUUGCCCUCCAUAACGAACCCUCUAAAUCCAACUAUGGCGAUCAUCCUCUCAUGCAACUGAAUCUCCUUUUCCGCUGUCUGGAAUCGACAACCUCCUUCUUCCAAAAUAUCCACUCUCUCCCUUCCGCGCUUUUCCCUUUCUUCCCUUUCACCAUAAUGUGUCAAUUCGGAAAGGCAAUCGUCACCCUGUCCCAACUUUCUCUCUAUGACCAUCCCGGAUGGGACCGAGCAUACGUGGAAAGCAUAAUAGACUUCGAUCAAACCGUCGAUCGUAUAGUUUCCAAACUCGAAGAAGACCUUCCAUUUGUCGAACAGGCUCUUGCACAAGAUUCCAUCUCUACUACUGAAUUGCCGGAGAUAUUUGGAAGGAUGAGGAACCGCUCGAAAAUGAUCAAAAAGGUGCAUCGGCGGAGGAAAGAUGCACUGGAACAAAAAUCCCUUUCUACGACUGUCGCCCCGAUGGACUACGACUUCAUGAUGGAUUGUCCCCUCGAUGUGUUGUUCCCUUUUGGUGAAAUGCCACCGAUCUAUGGGGAAUUUAUGUAGUUGAUAGUC
This is a messenger RNA of Penicillium samsonianum, 1779 nucleotides long. RefSeq names its product Zn(II)2Cys6 transcription factor. The transcript is spliced from 5 exons. The record is from RefSeq and is a predicted model, not a curated record. Gene Ontology annotation, molecular function: transcription cis-regulatory region binding; DNA-binding transcription factor activity, RNA polymerase II-specific; zinc ion binding. Bases 1 to 1770 code for a protein of 589 amino acids. Gene Ontology annotation, biological process: regulation of DNA-templated transcription. Gene Ontology annotation, cellular component: nucleus. Lineage: Eukaryota; Fungi; Ascomycota; Eurotiomycetes; Eurotiales; Aspergillaceae.